AUGGACAAAGAUGAAACCUUUGAAUCAUUUUUCAACAGCUUCUCCUUAAUGCCAUAUAAAAACGUGAACUUUUUUUUGGUAUGUAACUCAGAUUUUGCAUCUUCAGGAACAGCCACAACCCUAAAAACAGAGCAAGAAGUCGCGAUUGCUUUGGGAAGCAAUGUUGGAAACAGAAUGAGGAACUUUAAAGAAGCUUUACGACUGAUGAAAAACUAUGGAAUUCGUAUAACGAGGCACAGUUGUUUGUACGAAACAGAGCCUGUUCAUGUCACUGAUCAACCAAAGUUUCUCAAUGCUGCUGUGAGAGGCGUAACAAAGCUCGACCCUCACGAGCUCUUGACCGUUCUCAAGAAAAUCGAGAGAGAGAUGGGUCGUGAAGACAAUGGUAUAAGGUAUGGACCAAGACCACUUGACUUGGACAUAUUGUUCUAUGGGAAGUUAAGAAUAACCUCUGAGAAACUAAUCAUUCCUCAUGAGAGAAUCUGGGAAAGACCAUUUGUUUUGGCUCCUUUGGUUGAUUUGCUUGGAUCAGAUAAUGAUGAUCAUACAGUUUCACAUUGGCAUUCACUCUCGAUGCUUCAAGGUGGGAUCUUCGAAGCUUGGGAGAAGCUAGGUGGUGAAUCAUUGAUUGGAAACAACGGUAUACAAAGAGUUUUACCUAUAGGAGACCAAUUAUGGGAUUUUUCAAAGAAAACUUACGUGAUGGGUAUACUUAAUCUUACUCCUGAUAGCUUUAGUGAUGGAGGUAAGUUUCAGUCCAUAGAUUCUGCGGUUUCUCGAGUCCGUUCGAUGAUCACUGAAGGUGUAGAUAUCAUUGAUAUCGGUGCGCAAUCCACAAGACCAAUGGCUUCAAGAAUUUCUACUCAAGAAGAGAUAGAUAGACUAAUUCCCGUUUUGAAAGUUUUGCGUGGCAUGCAAGAAAUGAAGGGAAAGCUUAUAUCAGUGGAUACUUUUAACUCUGAGGUUGCUUUAGAAGCAAUAAGCAACGGAGCUGACAUUUUGAAUGAUGUAUCAGCCGGAAGCUUAGACCCAAAUAUGUAUAAGGUUGUUGCGGAUUCUGAUGUUCCUUAUAUGGUUAUGCACAUGAGAGGAGAUCCAUGCACCAUGCAAAACAAAGAGAAUUUGCAAUACGAUGAUGUUUGCAAGGAUGUUGCUUCAGAGCUUUGUUUGAGAGCAAGGGAUGCAGAAAUCUCCGGGAUUCCAGCUUGGAGGAUUAUGAUUGAUCCAGGGAUUGGGUUUUCAAAGAGAACUGAUCACAAUCUAGAUAUUAUAAUGGGUUUAAGGAGGAUUCGAGAAGAAAUGGCUAAGAAGAGCAUAGUGUUGUCUCAUGCACCUAUGCUUAUAGGACCUUCAAGGAAGAGAUUUUUGGGGGAUAUUUGUGAUCGUCCUGAGGCAAGUGAAAGAGAUUCAGCAACUGUUGCUUGUGUUACUGCAGGGAUAUUAGGAGGUGCCAAUAUUAUAAGGGUUCAUAAUGUUAGAGAUAACGUAGACGCCGCAAGACUAUGUGAUGCAAUGAUGAGAAGAAAAUGUCAAAUGGAUGAUUAG
This is a messenger RNA of Eutrema salsugineum, 1545 nucleotides long. Its product is annotated as folate synthesis bifunctional protein. Gene Ontology annotation, molecular function: 2-amino-4-hydroxy-6-hydroxymethyldihydropteridine diphosphokinase activity; dihydropteroate synthase activity. Lineage: Eukaryota; Viridiplantae; Streptophyta; Magnoliopsida; Brassicales; Brassicaceae. The record is from RefSeq and is a predicted model, not a curated record. Gene Ontology annotation, biological process: tetrahydrofolate biosynthetic process. The coding region runs from base 1 to 1545 and encodes 514 amino acids. The transcript has a single exon.